Meriones unguiculatus (Mongolian gerbil) is the source of this 3683-nucleotide messenger RNA. RefSeq names its product galactoside alpha-(1,2)-fucosyltransferase 2. The record is from RefSeq and is a predicted model, not a curated record. Gene Ontology annotation, biological process: carbohydrate metabolic process. Gene Ontology annotation, cellular component: membrane. The coding region runs from base 199 to 1224 and encodes 341 amino acids. Lineage: Eukaryota; Metazoa; Chordata; Mammalia; Rodentia; Muridae. Gene Ontology annotation, molecular function: galactoside 2-alpha-L-fucosyltransferase activity. The transcript has 2 exons.
UCAACUGGUAAUGGCCUCGUGCCACACAGAGAGGGGUGCGGUCUUUGGUCGGUUGCAGAGUGGAAUUCUGAGGACUCUUGAGAGGGUGUGAGAGCCAGUGAGGGAAGGCAAGGGCUCUGAGGAAACGGACGGAGGAGAAAGAAGGCUGUUCGUUCUGCUGCUGCUAGAUUGCUAGAUAUCCUGACGACUGAGAUAGCCAUGGCCAGCGCCACGGUUCCUUUCUCCUUUCCUCUGACCCACUUUGUCAUCUUUGUCUUCGUGAUAUCCACCAUCAUCCACCUCCAGCAGCGAAUAGUGAAGCUCCGACCCCUGUCAGAGAUUGAAAUCCACACGCUCCCAGUGCCCUCCGGAGACCCGGCAAGCGCAGAGAGGCAGGGCAUGUUCACCAUCAAUUCCAUUGGCCGCCUGGGGAACCAGAUGGGCGAGUACGCCACGCUGUUCGCCCUGGCCAGGAUGAACGGGAAGCCCGCGUUCAUCCCCGCCUCCAUGCACAGCGCGCUGGCGCCCAUCUUCAGGAUCAGCCUCCCCGUGCUGCACGGCGACACCGCCGGGAGGAUCCCCUGGCAGAACUACCACCUCAACGACUGGAUGGAGGAGCGGUACCGCCACAUCCCGGGGCGCUACGUGCGCCUCACCGGCUACCCGUGCUCCUGGACCUUCUACCACCACCUGCGCCCCGAGAUCCUGCAGGAGUUCACCCUGCACGACCACGUGCGCGAGGAGGCCCAGGCCUUCCUGCGCCGCCUGCGGGUGAAUGGGAGCCAGCCCAGCACCUUCGUGGGUGUCCACGUGCGCCGGGGAGACUACGUGCAUGUCAUGCCCAAUGUGUGGAAGGGUGUGGUGGCUGACCGGGGCUACCUGGAGAAGGCCCUGGACAGGUUCCGGGCUCGCUAUUCGGCUCCAGUCUUCGUGGUCACGAGCAACGGUAUGGCCUGGUGCCGAGAGAACAUCGACGCCUCCCGCGGAGAUGUGGUGUUCGCGGGCAAUGGUGUUGAGGGUUCGCCGGCCAAGGACUUCGCACUGCUCACCCAGUGCAACCACACCAUCAUGACUAUUGGAACCUUCGGGAUCUGGGCUGCCUACCUGGCAGGGGGUGACACCAUCUACCUGGCCAACUACACCCUUCCCAAUUCUCCCUUCCUCAAAAUCUUUAAGCCCGAGGCAGCCUUCCUACCUGAGUGGGUGGGCAUCCCGGCAGACCUGUCGCCACUCCUUAAGCACUAACGCCAGCCUGUCCUCCGUCCCCCUUCCAGGUCAAGGCAGGAGGAGCCACUGUAACAUUCAAGGGCAGAGCCUUCUUGUAAGAAGUGUCCCUUGGGCUGCAAACAAGAGAAGCAGAAACAUCUCCGGAAAACGUAGCCACACACUGGGCACCAGCAGCUCCAACCCAUCACUGGUGACCCCAGUUCUGGAUAACAACCAGCAGUGCCAACGCCGUUCUGUAGCACAGCUGUCUCCUGGUGCCAGAAGGCCCCACAGGCAGACAGCCGCUGCCAAGGCGGCAAGAAAAGGCUCAUGGCUUUCUUUCCCUUUCAGGGGUGAGAAGAAGCCACGCUUGCCCACUUAGUGGCAUCAUCAUGAAGUACCUGACACUGGGUACUUCACAAAGGUCCAGUGAGCGCCUCCCUGUGAUGGCAUUGCCAGGGUGGGGCAGCGUGUGACAGGCAUCAGUCCUAGGAAGCCUGAGCAAAGAGGACGGGGCUGGCUCUUUCUGUAGCCGCCGACCUUCCUGAACUGACUGGAGCCUGCUGAGAACUGUUAGCCCCUCUGAAGGCUGUGCCUUUGAUGACCUAGGAAUGUCUCAUAGUCUGUUAGGAUUUUAGUUUUUAAAUUAUGGAUCGUAUGUGUGAGUGUGUGAAGGCAAGUACCUCAGAGGCGUUGGCUUCCUGGAGCUGGAGCCAACGGCAGCCAGGAAUCCUUUCUUAACUGCUGAGCUGUGUCUCUAGUCUCCUUGGCUAUGCCUCUCAAAGGCCUCACCAUCACCACGCUGAGGACCCUUUUCAAGUCCGAUGAAAGCCACACCGCUGCAAGCACUCCAGCUGGCUCCCUUGUCCCCUUGACAAGACUGCCCCACUAGGCAGCAAAGGGUCGAGGAGGAGGUGCUGGAUUGGUUUCGCCUGUGAUCCAAAGGAGUCCUUGUUCACUGUGCAGUUACCUGAUCAAAAGGGAGGUGGGCGCUACAGUGAGCCCACAGUGCCGCCCCCCCACCGAGUUGCUCCUCGCUGGGACUCUGUCCACCAAGGGCUCCUUCGUCUUAUUCAGUCCGUCUGAGGAGAACUCUGUGGGUGGAGCUCAGAGCAGCCACACAUCCAACCCUGCUGUCCUGGCCUCCUGGAGACCCGUGGGACAUCUCCAGUCCCAAGAGCCAGUCUGAGCUGCAUGAGAUUCCAUCUCAGAAACAGAAAGAACAUGGCAAAAUCCAGGCUGGGCAGUGGUGGCACACACUUUUAAUCCCAACACUCAGGAGGCAGAGGCAGGCGGAUCUCUGAGUUUAAAGCCAGCCUGGUCUACAAAGCCAGUCCAGAACAGCCAGGACUACACAGAGAAACCCUGUCUCGGAAAAACAAAACAAACAAAUAUGCCUCUCCACAAUUUCAUUUUCUUUCUUUCUUUCUUGUCUUUUGAGACAAGGUCUUUACAUAGCCCUUGCUGUCCUGAAAUUCACAAUGUAGACCAGGCUGGCCUCCAGGGUGAUAGGCUCAAAGGCCUGUGCCAAUCACACCCAGCCCAAAUUUACAUUCUUGAGAGUGAUAAAACUGAGUUUGAGCCAUUCCUCCAUCACACAUUUAAUCCCAGCACUCCAGAGGCAGAAGCAGGCAAGUGGAUCUUUGUGAGUUCUAGACUAACCUGGUAGAGGACAAAAAUGCCUUGUGUACACAGAUAAGCACUGGAGAAGCCAGAAACAUUAAAGACACAGCUUGCCUCUUCAAUGGAGUGAGGUGCAGAUGCUCUUCCUAGAAUGCCAGGAAUGAUGGAGUUUGGUUUUGGGGUUUUUUUUGUUUUUGUUUUUUGUUUUUCUUUUUGUUUUUUUGUUUUUUUUUUUUUGGUUGUUUUUGGUUUUUUGAGGCAGGGUUUCUCUGGGUAGCCUUGGCUCUCCUAGACUCACUCUGUAGAGCAGGCUGACCUCGAACUCAAUAGAGAUCCACCUGCUGGGAUUACAGGUGUACCACAUCCAGCGGAAUGAAGUAGUUUUACAGUCUGGUGAUUCUUUGCUGCCUGGUGAGAUAGGCUUUGUCAGUAUCUCUAGAAUGUACUUAUCCCAGACCCUUUCCUCCCUAUGUAGCCCAGGGAAUCUUGGGCAUUGCUUUCAGACCAUGAACCCAUCCUUAUGUGUGAUGAAACUUAUGUUUUAUUACAGCCUAGACGUCUAUAUUAUCUUGGGGCCAGGACAAUCCUGACACCCACAAGUGCUGUUUACCUCAGUCAUGCUCCUUAGAUCUAAAUCUUGGGCAGUUUUUGAGCCAACAGUACUAGUUCUUGUGAAAGAAGCCAUGUGAACUGUGUAAAGAAUGUUAAUGUAGGUCUUAAAUUGCUAUGCCCUUGGGGCUGAGUUAGUAGCUGUCUGAACACUUUUUCCUACAUUGUGCUGUGCUUGAAUAUGGCUAAAGGAAAGUGACCUGGGCAGACUCUAGACGUCCUGGUCCAGCACCGGUUACGAUUAAAUUUGCCUGAGCCAACUUUCA